AUGGCUAUCAGAACAACGAGAUCUCCUGAAGCCAUCUUCUCUUCAUCUUCAUCCCCUUGUUCCAACUGGAUCUAUGACGUUUUCUUGUGUUUCAGAGGCGAAGACACAGGCAAAAACUUCACCGACCACCUCUACUUUGCUUUGAAAGAUGCUGGAAUCAAAAUCUUUAAAGAUGACAAUGAGCUCCAAAGAGGACAAUACCUUGCAUCCGAAUUGAUACGGGCAAUCCAAGGAUCCAGAAUCUCUAUCAUCGUUUUCUCAAUGAACUAUGCGGCUUCAAGGUGGUGCAUGGAGGAACUUGUGAAAAUUAUGGAGUGCCGAAGAACUUUGAAGCAACUGGUUCUACCUAUAUUCUAUGAUGUUGAGCCCUCUAAUGUGAGAAACCAGACAGGUAGUUUUGCAGAAGCAUUCGCGAAACAUGAAGAGCAUUACUUGUUGGACAUGGACAAAGUUCUCAAGUGGAGAAGAGCUUUGUGUGAGGCUGCUAAUUUGUCAGGGUGGGAUCUAAGAAAAACUGCAGACGGGCAUGAAGCAAAGUUUAUUAGGAAAAUUGUUGAAGAGAUUUCAAGAGAACUGAACAACACACACUUGUUUAUAGCACUCUACCCAGUUGGAGUAGAUUCUCACGUUCAAGACAUAACUUUUGGGUUAAAUGUUGGAGCUAACGAUAUUCGCAUGGUAGGAAUCUUGGGAAUGGGCGGAAUUGGCAAAAGAACUAUUGCUAAAGCCAUUUAUAACCAAUUUUUUCAUGGAUUUGAAGGUAAAAGUUUUCUUGCAAAUGUUAGGGAAACUUCCAAGGAACCUAGGGGUCAGGUUCAUCUCCAAGAACAACUUCUUUCUGACGUCUUGAAGACAAGCGAGAUAAAGAUAAGUAGUGUUCAUAGAGGAAUCAAUAUGAUUAAAGAAAGACUUUGUAAUAAAGCAAUAUUUGUGAUACUUGAUGAUGUAGACCAAAUGGAGCAACUGAAUGCCAUAUGUAGGCGUGACUGGUUUGGUUUGGGAAGUAGAAUUAUUAUAACAACGAGAGAUGAGCAUUUGCUAAAGGAGCUAGAAGUGGAUAGUGUAUAUAGAGUUACAGCAAUGAAUGCCAUUGACUCUCUUGAGCUCUUUAGUUGGCAUGCCUUUAGGAAUAGUUAUCCUAUUGAAGAUUAUACUGAUUUGUCAAGAAGUGUCAUUGCUUACUGUGGAGGGUUGCCACUAGCACUUGAAGUUUUGGGCUCAUUCCUUUUCUCUAGGAGCAUGCUAGAAUGGAAAAGUGCAUUAGAUAAAUUGAAGAGGAUUCCUCAUGAGCAAAUUCAAAAUAAACUUAGAAUAAGUUUUGAUGGACUAAGUGACAAUACUGAAAAGGAUAUAUUCCUUGACAUAUCAUGUUUCUUCAUAGGAAAGGAUAUAGACUAUGUUGUAAAAAAAUUGGAUGGCUGUGGUUUUUUUGCAAAGAUUGGAAUUAGUGUCCUCAUUCAGCGAUGUCUUCUUAAAGUUAGUGAGACAAAUGAGUUUACAAUGCAUGAUCUGUUGCGAGACAUGGGAAGAGAAAUCGUUCGUGAAAAACACCCCAACGAACCUGGGAAAUGGAGUAGAUUAUGGCAGCAUGAGGAUGCAUUUGAUAUAUUGACAAAGCACGAGGGAACAAAUGCAGUUGAAGGACUUACUUUAGAAUUGACAAGUCUAAGUAAGAUGAAUUUCAAUUCAGAAGCAUUUAUUAAGAUGCAGAGACUAAGAUUACUCCAACUUGAUCACAUACGACUCACUGGAGACUAUAAAUAUCUUUCCAAAGAAUUAAGGUGGCUUUGCUGGCAUGGAUUUCCUCUCAAGUUCAUUCCAAAUGACUUUUAUCCAAGAAACUUAGUUGUGAUUGACUUGGAAUAUAGCAAUCUCAAAAAAGUUUGGGAAAGUCCCAAGUUACUUGAGAAGAUGAAAAUUAUAAAUCUCAGUCACUCUCAUUAUCUGAGUCAGACCCCUGACUUGUCAAAACUCCCAAAUCUAGAGCAAUUAAUACUUGAAGAUUGUACGAGUUUGCUUGAGGUUCACCACUCCAUUGGAGAUCCUAGUAAUCUUGUUUUGGAAUGGGUUAUGCGUGGAGUUGGUAGAGUGUUUGGCAUUAACAUCCCCGGCAAUCAAAUCCCCGAUUGGUUCACGUAUCAGUGUGAGGGACCCUCGAUACAUUUUAAAGUACCAACGGCUGAUCCCAUAUUGAAAGAGUUUGGUGUAUGUGCUUUCUAUGCAUCACGUGUUCAAGUAUUAUCUUCACAUAAAGGUGGCGUGUCAGUUAUCAACCAUACCAGGAAUACUAUUCUGACUAAUUUUUCAGCAACAACUGGUGGCCCAUUCCCUCUUGGAGAUCACCUAUUGCUAUGGAAUAUUGUUCUUACCAAUGAUUUUGAGGAUGGUGAUGAAGUAGAGCUUCUUGUAGAUUGGGGGCCUGAAAUCAUUGUGAAGAAAAUAGGGGUCUAUCCAAUAUAUGAAAGGGUUGUAGAUGGAAAAGAUGAGGAUCAUGCCAUUGUUGUCAGUGAUGAUGAGGAUGACAAUAACAAUAUAGAAAACAGAUGCCCCUCUAAGAGAAAAAUGAGAUCUCCAAAUAUGAUUGAUGAUUCACAAACUUCGAUGAAAGAGAAACAGCUCAAAAGGCUUGCUACAGAGGAAAAUGAGUAUUAUUUUACUAUUUACUCUCAAAAGUUUCAAUUUGAGUAG
This is a messenger RNA of Corylus avellana, 2688 nucleotides long. The record is from RefSeq and is a predicted model, not a curated record. NCBI's taxonomy places the organism in Eukaryota, Viridiplantae, Streptophyta, Magnoliopsida, Fagales, Betulaceae.